CAAGCGACUUUGCUCUCAAAAGUGGCAACAUAUGUAGUCAGGUUAAUCACAGUGACAUGCGGUGAUUUCAUGACUGAUGAAUCCGUUGCAGGAUGGAGUGAAUAAACCACUUCAGAUUUUACAAUGUUAUCUUGUGAUUUUCAUCUAGAUAUGCUUUCGUUGGAGGACACAAACCCAGCAAAAUCAUGCGCUUUGUCGACAAGAUCACCAGGUCCAAAUACUUCCAGAAAGCCACGGAAACAGAGUUCAUCAAAAAGAAGAUGGAGGAGGUAUCCAACACCCCCCUCCUUCUAACGGUGGAGUUGCAAAAACUGCAAGGCACUCUUGCUGUCAAUAUACCUCCCCCGCCCACUGACAGGAUAUGGUAUGGCUUUAGGAAGCCCCCGCACUUGGAAUUGAAGGCACGACCUAAACUGGGAGAAAGAGAAGUGACUCUGGCUCAUGUUACUGACUGGAUCGAGAAAAAACUGGAGCAGGAGCUUCAGGUACUCAUGCGCCGUUUAUUGCAUAGCAUUUAGAUUCCAAGUCACUCAAUCUUAGAAAGACAAACAUCUCUAUGUGUUCAAUUAAUGAUGUCGUGCUGAUCAGUAGUUCAAUUUUAUGCACCAUUUAAAAAUUUAGUCGCAGUUUUAAUCCUGUUUCAAUCACGCUUGUUUUUGUUUGAUGACAGUUAGUCAACCUCGUCCCAUUUUUUAUUUAGUCAAGUUUUACUCGACUAUAAGUUGAACAUUUUUAUCUUUAUUUUACUCC
Messenger RNA from Hippocampus comes (tiger tail seahorse), 750 nucleotides. Its product is annotated as testis-expressed sequence 2 protein-like. Gene Ontology annotation, cellular component: endoplasmic reticulum. The transcript has 2 exons. The coding region runs from base 186 to 518 and encodes 110 amino acids. NCBI's taxonomy places the organism in Eukaryota, Metazoa, Chordata, Actinopteri, Syngnathiformes, Syngnathidae. The record is from RefSeq and is a predicted model, not a curated record. Gene Ontology annotation, molecular function: lipid binding.